Messenger RNA from Durusdinium trenchii, 740 nucleotides. The record is from the annotation of a GenBank genome assembly. NCBI's taxonomy places the organism in Eukaryota, Dinophyceae, Suessiales, Symbiodiniaceae.
UACCUGGGGCCCGCUCAUGUAUCAGCAUUUGCUGUUCCCACAUCGAAUUGUUUUGCCUCAUGGACUUCUAAUGCUGUUCAACAUUGGUGACUUCAUUGGCUUAGCCGUGUCUGUUUGUGUGAUCGACCUCAUCGGAAGAAAGGGAGGUUUCGCUGUAGGUUUCUUCCUGCAGGGGAGCAUUCUUAUGCUCUUGGCAGGAGUCCAUCAAGAAGCCCACAAGUUUGGUUCGUAUAGCAUCUACUUGCAGUCCCUUUUGGGGGUGUUGGCAGCGAGUUGCCGAAGCUUUGCUUGGGAGGGAGCUGUGAUGUGGGCGCUGGAGGUCUUCCGCACGAGCCUUCGUGCAGCCGCACUGAGCUCCUCCCGGACCUGCAUGCAACUGAUGGCCGUUUUGACUUUGAAGGUCUCCGCAGAGUACUUGUCACAGUACCCUGCUGCGCAGUGGCUGCAGCUUUUUGGAGGCUCCCUAAUUGUGGCAGGGGUGAUCGUGGCUCUUUGCAAUCCACAGGAAACUGCAGGUAUGCCACUGGCUGAGGGUGUUUCACAACCCUGCCCUGAUGAGAGAGCACAGGCCUGACGAUGCUCAGCCACAGAAGCUCGAACAGUUCGCCGGAUGGUGCUCAGGAUGUCAAAACGAUCCGCGAGUUGUAGGCAAUUGCUCUUUGGGGUUUGAAAUCAUGGUUGCUGGCAACGUCCGGACACAGCAACACUUCUCCAGAAAUGUACAGAUUUGAGCGAAGGCC